GUACGAAGCACAUGAGAUUGGAUUCUUAAAUUUGAAAGGUUGUGUCUACUUAGUUGUUUCACCAUUCUGUAAGCUGCCGUACGUGGGUAAAACCAUGCGUAACGUUGAUGUACGCUGGCGUGAGCAUUUGUCUGCAUGUCGGAAUAAGAAGAAGUCACAUUUUCAUCGGUGGCUUUGCACUUUUGGCUUGGGUAACUACGUGCUGAUACCUGUGGAUUUUGCCGAGAAUGAGGAGCUUCUUGAGCUCGAAGCUGUAUACAUCAAGCAGUGGUCUCCAUUCCUCAAUACAAGUGGCUGUAAGCGGAACAACCGAGGGCGGGCGAAGCGACGCGUGGGGAAGAAAGAAAGGAGUGAUAAACUGGGAGGAACUAUACCUCGAGAUUGCCGAGUUGUCCGCUUUCGAUCCGAUGAGGAGACAUUCUCGCUCGAUCUCGGGCAAAUCCUGGCAACCAAGGAUAAGGCCGGAAACAUAAAAUUUGUGAUUGAAUCGAGUGGUGGGAACACCUGGGCGCAUGGUUGGAAGGCGAUUCGUCGGAAGUUUGGUGAAUCUUCGGUGAAGACUGCUGCUGGUACCGUACAUCUAAAGCUCUGCAAGAACAUCUUCGAGACAGGUGGAGAAGUGCAAAUCGAAUACCUCCGUGUAUGGAAAUCAAAGGGUGGCUACCUGAAACAGGUAUUGUUACAAAUUUUGAGGAACCCAGAGAUACUGAAACCUGCCCCCAAAGGAAGGGCCAGAAUCGACGCUCACAGUCGGAGAGAGGUCAACAGGGGCGUAUGUACACACUCGAGGAGAGGAGGAGGGUGGCUGAGAAAGUUUGACAGAGAAGCAGGAGGAGGAGGUCUUUUUCUGAAGCUCAAGUGUGAAAGAGCAGCACCCACUUAUCAUCAUCAGGCCGUUGUUCUUCCGUCAUGGAGGCUGCAGGAGCUCUUUCUUUUUCUUCCCGACGAGUGGACACGAUGAUGCUUUUACACUUGUGCCUCUCUGCUGCUUCUUUCUGGGUCGAAUCUGACGCUUGUGUCCACUGGGGUGAGGCUUGCGGACCAGCAUAUUGGUGCUGUGACAGAACACAAGAUGGGAAGACCCGAUUGGAAUGCCAGUGGGAUGGAGGCAGCUUUUGGUGUCAAGCCUCACCGUGUCAAUGCGGCUACGGUCCGUUGGGAUCGUGUCUUCCGUGCGGUAGUCUUGGCAACGCCAAGGUACCAAAAGUUUCCCUUCGUCGGAGCAUAGCCGCAUAGAUGGCUCACUGAUUUAGAGGCACCUCCUCCUCUCUCUAUUGAUCUAUCGAUUGAUUGAUUGGAAACAUUGAUCGAUUGACAGACUGAUUGAUUGAUUGAUUGAUUGAAUUGAUUCAUUGAUUCAUUGAUUGAAAGAAUGAUUGCAACAUGGAUCGAUUGACGGACUGAUUGAUUGAUUGAUUCAUUGAAUCUAUUGCUUGAUUGGUUGAAUUGCAUGAUUGAGAUCACAACAGGCAAGUAUACACCAAGUACUAGGAUGCAUGAUGGCUCUUGGUUCACUUGGUGUGUUGUAUUCAGCGUAAGACACUACAGCUUGUUUUGUGUGAGAGGGUAAGGCAUUGACUUGGCCUCGCGACGUUUCCGUAUGGUUUCAUUACGUAACCUUUAAUAGAACGCACAGGGUAAUCAUUAUGAUAGCUUCAUUUAUGGACGGAAAGUUGUGCCGAAUACGGCUAUCCUGACCCUGCGCUGUUUUCCUGCUUUGGUUUAUGUCAGUUUCCUCAAAUUUUAAAGCCAAGUUGGAUUUAAAAAAAAAAAAAAAAAAAAAGGCAGCUCAGACUCACAGUACAGUCCUUUCGGGGUAGACUGUCAGGACCCCUGCCUCUUGCUCUUUAUUUAAAUGAACUUCAAUUUCAGCC
Messenger RNA from Chara braunii, 1874 nucleotides. The record is from the annotation of a GenBank genome assembly. NCBI's taxonomy places the organism in Eukaryota, Viridiplantae, Streptophyta, Charophyceae, Charales, Characeae.